AAUAUUUUCAGAUAAAAAUGGAGAUGAAUGAGAUAGUGGUUGAUUCUGGGUUACGUGAUGAAGUUGUGUUUAAGAUUCAAGGAAUUACAUGUGAUAAAUGCGUUCGUUUGAUAACUGAAUGCCUGAGCGAAAUGGUUGGGGUGGAGCAGGUUAAAGUUUCAAAAGAAUUGAGUAGUGCCGCGGCUGUGUUUGAUACGAGCAAAGCGAGUCCUGUAAAAAUGGUGGAAAAUAUUGAGAAACUUGUAAACGGAAAAUUUAAAGCGAGAAUUCAGGUUUGUGAGCUGAGGUCCCUGCAGUAUACAGUAAACUACUGGAAUCCUCGAGUAUGUUUAGAAAUAAAAAAUAAAAUAGGAAUAAAUUCAGUUCAUGAGAAGGAGAAGGGGAAGGUUCAGCUAGUUUAUAACAGAUAUAUUUGGAGUACUGAGUGCCUGGAGGUAUACCUGGAUCAGAUCCUGACCGAGUUCUCAAACCCUGAGCUCAGGACGGAGAAGAUUAAGGUUCAAGGGAUGAGUUGUCAGUCCUGUGUCAGAAAUAUUGAAACAAAUCUUGUUCAGCAUCAAGGAAUAGAGAAUGUGAAGGUCAGCCUUAAGGACGCAUGCGCAGAAGUGACGUAUGACGCCCACUUGCUUCUGCUGUCUGAUAUACCUCCUCUAAUCACUAAGCUGAAUCCUGCAAAGUUCUCCGCCAGUCUGGACGGGGUUAAGCCCCAGCUGCGAUGGCUUAAGUUUGCAAGGAAGAAUAAAGAACCUGUGCCCCAGAAUAAAUUUAUUAAGGAUAUCCAUAUCCAGGAUGAAACUGUUUAUCUUCAAGUUGACAUGAGUGAAGAUGUUUCCGUCCUUCUUAAGGGGGCGGAGAAUGAUUUAUCCGCCUUCUCCAGUCUACUUUACCAGGCGGAUGUGUGUUUUAUAAUUUUAACCGGACCGAAGCAAGCUAUUUUUAAAAGAAGUGUUGAACUCCAGAAAGAACCUGGGAUACUGUGCUGUGAUAUAUUGUCAGAUGGAUCAGGUGGAAAGGUAGAAUAUGAAAAUGGAAAAAUUACUCCUUUUCAAAUACUCCAGUUUUGGCAACAGGAUUCAAGAAUUUCUUGUGAGUUAGUUACCCCUGCCGAUUACCUGAGAUCUAGCGGAGAUAAUGGAAUAAGAUUGUCCAAGUGUUCCCUGCGUAUAACUGGAAUGACCUGCGCUAGCUGCGUAGCUGCUAUAGAGAAGCAUGCACUCAAGAUAAACGGUGUCCGCUCCGUACGUGUUGCACUCAUGGCUUCUAAGGGAGAUGUUGAAUACGAUUCAUCUUUAGUUUCAGAUCAAGAUAUUGCAAGCAGUAUCACAGCUUUAGGCUUUCUCUCUGAACUAAUAGAUUGUGAAACCAGUGACGGUUCAAUACAACUCUCAAUUAAGGGAAUGACGUGUAGUAGCUGUGUCCACCAGAUUGAGAGCGUACUGGGGAAAAGACAGGGAAUAAUCUCAGUGUCUGUAGCGCUUGCAACGGAACGUGCUAAAAUCAAGUUUGACAGAUCAGUUCUCGGUCCUCGUGAUAUUAUUGCAGCGGUAAAUGAUCUUGGCUUCCAGUGCAUGAUCGCCCAGCGAUCCACACAGAACUCUUAUCUGGACCAUAGUGAAGAUAUCAAGAAGUGGAGAUCAUCAUUCUUUGUUUCAUUAAUUUUCGGAGUUCCUUGUAUGGUGAUAAUGAUGUAUUUCAUGAUGAGAAUGAGCUCUGACGAACAUUUGCAUGCAGACCUCUGCUGCCUUAUUCCUGGCCUUUCAUUAGAGAAUGCUUUACAGUUUCUACUCUCUACCCCAGUUCAGUUUAUUGGUGGUCGACACUUCUAUAUUCAGGCUUGGGCCGCUAUUAAGCACGGAACCACGAAUAUGGAUGUGUUGGUGGUUCUAGCAACCACUAUUGCAUAUACAUACAGCUGUGGGGUGGUGCUAGCGAGCAUGAUAAUGCAGGAGAACGCCUCACCGAUGACCUUCUUUGACACCCCGCCCAUGCUGUUCCUGUUCAUCUCCCUGGGUAGAUGGUUGGAACAUAUUGCUAAAUCUAAAACAUCAGAUGCACUCUCAAAACUUUUACAACUUAAGGCUACUGAAGCAAUCCUGGUAACCCUGGGCACAGAGGGAGAAAUAGAAGCAGAGAAACUUAUCAAUGCAGAUCUUGUUAACACAGGGGAUCUGCUAAAAGUCCUGCCAGGAUCUAAGAUACCGGUGGAUGGAAAGGUGUACUCUGGAGAAAGUACAUGUGAUGAGAGCUUGAUCACUGGUGAGAGUAUGCCAGUUAGGAAAACAGUUGGGUCGCAGGUCAUUGGUGGAGCAAUGAACAAGAACGGAAUGAUUUUAAUCCAAGCAACCCACGUAGGCGAGGAGACGGCCAUCUCACAGAUUGUUAGAUUAGUAGAAGAGGCCCAGACUAGUAAAGCUCCAAUUCAGCAACUAGCAGACAAGAUUGCGGGAUACUUUGUACCCUUGGUGGUUGGAUGCAGCCUGCUUACACUCCUCUCUUGGGUCCUUAUUGGUUAUGUUAAUAACCAGUAUCUUCCAGUAUCUACUAUGGAGAGGGAGGGAUUUAGUCCUGAAGAAAUCACGUGGCAGUUUGCGUUCAGAAUGGCGCUCUCAGUUCUUGCCAUCGCUUGUCCCUGCGCGCUCGGGCUCGCGACUCCUACAGCUGUCAUGGUUGGAACAGGAGUUGGAGCCAUCAACGGAAUCCUGAUCAAAGGCGCGGAACCACUGGAAAAUGCGCAUAAAGUAAACGCCGUCGUUUUUGACAAAACUGGAACCAUAACUCACGGAGUUCCGACGGUAGCUAAACUGGUUCUGCUACGUGACCUUCUACCUGACCCUGCUGCUUCAAUCAGUCUUGUAUUAUCUCUGUUGGGAACUGCUGAAGGAUCAUCAGAGCAUCCUCUUGCUACAGCCAUUGUGAAAUUUGUUCAGGAAUCCCUGAACACGAAGAAGACUGGAAAGGUUUUAGAUUUUCAGGCUUCUCCUGGUUGUGGUCUGAGUGCUAAGAUUGGAAAUAUUGACAGCCUAGUGGCAGAGGGGAAACUUAAAACCCAGGUUAUCAACUAUGUGAAUAUGAGAAGGAAGGGUGAAGAGGAUAUUGAUUUAGCAGGAGCUAGUGUAUCCACUCAUAUGCUUCCUAAGAUUUUCAAUGAGCAAGAGGAAAUCUUGAUAAACCUCUUCCCUCUGGAGAGGGAAAAGAAGGAGGAGAAUGAAAAGGACAAGACAAGGAAGGAGGAGGACUACUACAAGGUCCUGGUGGGGAACAGGGAGUGGAUGGAACGAAAUUUUAUUGAGGUUCCUGGCCACGUGGAUGAACGGCUAAAGCUAGAAGAAGAGUUGGGUAGGACUGCUGUUAUUCUAGCUGUUAAUAAACAGCUCAUUGCUUUAGUUGGUAUAGCGGAUACAGUUAAACCUGAGGCUGCCCUCACAGUUUACUGUCUGAAGAAGCGAGGUCUUGAUGUUAUACUACUAACUGGAGAUAACAGGUAUGAACAUUGCCAUCUUUGCAUUCAAGCUUUAUUUGAAAUUAUGCUGAUACUCCCUUUAAAGGUUGCUAUGGUUGGAGAUGGAGUCAAUGAUUCCCCAGCCCUAGCUCAAGCUGAUAUAGGGAUUGCUAUUGGAAGUGGAACAGAUGUUGCAGUUGAAGCAGCUGAUGUUGUUCUCAUCAGGAAUGAUCUGCUUGAUGUAGUUGCCUGCUUGGAUCUGUCCCGUAAAACAGUUUCUAGAAUUUGGUUGAACUUCAUGUUCGCUUCAGUUUAUAAUCUUAUUGGUAUUCCUGUAGCAGCAGGAGUAUUCUCACCCUGGCAGAUAAAACUUCAACCCUGGAUAGGAAGUGGUGCAAUGGCUCUGUCAUCUGUAUCUGUAGUUGUCUCUUCUCUACUGUUGAAGCUAUAUAAGAAACCAACAAGACAAGAGCUGGAUACUGUAGAGUUUAAAAAAUAUAUGCAGGCUGGGGAUGGAGAGACUUUAAGUAUUCAUACUGGAGACGAUUUGGAGGUGGAGAUUAAACCUAGGAGAAGAUUCUUCUCAUUUUCAAAACUAUCCAAGAGCCCCAGCCCCAGGGGUGGGAAACGUGGCCUACUGGAAUCCCUAGAGUCUGCAGGCAGUGAUGAGGAGGAAACCGGUUUUAAUCCAGUCUAGGAUCAUACUGUACAAUCAGUGUGUAAACUGUACUCUGUUCAAGUUAAACCGGUUUUAAUCCAGUCUAGGAUCAUACUGUACAUUCAGUGUGUACACUGUACUCUGUUUAAGUUAAACCGGGUUUAAACCAUUUUUGGGUCACACUGUACAUUUAGUGUGUACUCUGUACACCUGGUUUUAAACCAGUCUUGGUUUAUACUGUACACUGUACUGGUCAACUCAUCUUUAGAAGAAACCCGUUAAAUCCAGUUUGCAUUCUGAGAAAUCAUAUCAGUGGUUUUACAGAAAUUUUUUAACAUGGAUAAAUCCUAAUUCCAAUAAUGCAUCAUAUAAGUUGGAAAAAAAUAUUUAUUACAAAAAGUGUAUUAAAUCUGUUUCAUUUUAUUAUAUUUACUGGAUGUCACUAAUAUUAUAUAAAAUGUUCAAAAUUGUUCAAAUUGGAAGAAAGAAAAAAUUUGUUCUUGUCGUACACGUACUGUGGUAAUGUAAGAAUGACCCAGUAAUUUUGAAGCACAUACAAAACAUAUUUUCACAAAAAAACAUUAAAACAACUCUAAUCAAAAUAUAAAACAUCAGCACUAAAACAUAUCCAGUACAUAACACUUUAAACCAAAUCGUAAAUAAUGUUUACUUCAAUAAAAUUGUUUAGAUGUGAGUAGGGUUGAGAUGAUAUUCGAGAAAAAAAUUCCUGUAAAUUUUUUUAUAAAAUAUUCGAAUGUGAAAAUAAAAAUCAGGGAGUUUCAACAACUUGGGUUUAAAAUGUUACAUUUGAUACUUUUUGUGCUUGAGAUGUUUUGUGUUUGCGGAAGGAAUGAAACCGGUAUCAAACCUCAAAUUUGGUCUGAGCUCGACGUUAGACUGAUAAGACCUAGAAGGGAUUAUGACACGGUUAGAAAGGUUGGUUACUCACGAUGUGCUCCAAUGCACGGAAAAUGUUGUCUCCUAAACACAGAUAGAAUCCUCAUAUGACGUCACGCUCACCUCUAUAAUCAGUUACGUCAUGUGAGGAUUCUGCUAAGGAGACGACAUUUUCCGUACAUUGGAGAGCAUCCAGAGUAACCAACCUCUAUAGCAUACCCAGGCUAGGUCAAGGAGCUAUUGGACACUCCCUGGCUUCCUUAAUAAAAUACAAUUGAAUUGAAUUAAUAUGUUAUUUAUGAGAGAUAUUUUUAUUGUUUUGAAAUCAAUAUGUUUCUGUAUGAUAUGUUUUGUAUGGCAUCCGUAAUUAUUGGCUCUGAGCGCAAGAAAUGGGGUUUAACGUAUUCACAAGAAAUGGGAUUUACUUUAUUUUCUUUUUAGUUUUAUUGAUAAACCUUUUACCUUUUCUAAAAUCUUUGAUGUUAAAGUUUUAGAUUUCUUGCCUCAGAGCGUACAAAACUUACCAAAGACACUAGAGCUAUACCCAUGAUUUUAAUAUGUAUCCUUAAUUUACUUUUUUUGUUUAGUAUCUUAUUUUACUCAAUUAAAAAGCACAGUAUUUAUGUUCAAAUUGCUAAGUGAAUUAAAGUAUUUAUGUGUUCUCUGUCUAGUUCUCCAACUAAAUUGUAUUUUUUUCUUUAAAAAUUUGCGUAUUUUUUCUUAUUCCGUCCUAGGCAACAAAGCUGAUAACUUUAAUGGUUCAUCUACUUAAAAACUAUUUUGUACCACUGAAGAAAAGAAUUCUAAUAUUUGUUAUGUUUAUGUUUGCCAAGUGGACUCCAAAACAUUAUCUGGAUUUGGCGUCAUAAUAGAACAGACUGAUUAAAUAAAUAUAUGUUAUUAUUCAAUCAAACUCGUAGAAUAACAACAAUAAAUAUUGUUUAUUAAUCCAAAGUUGUCGUAUGUUUUUACUUACACAAGCACUCAGUCAGGGUGUUUCUGCAUAAAUUUUAUCAAAAAGAAUCGAAAGUUCAACAAGAGUUGUUUAAGUGUAUAGCCGUUGUAAUUUAUAUACUCUGUAUUCACACUUUUUAUUGUUUGUCAGAUUUGUAUACAGUUUGUUAUUGUACUGUCGAGUGUACAUGUUUAAAUAUUAGUGAUAAAGCAUCAAUGUUCUUUUUAUGCUCAUGCACAUUGCACAUGCGUGUCUGCAGAACAGUGUUCAAAUAUGGUGCAAUUCAAUUUUUUAAUCACACAAUUUUAUCCUGAAGUAUAUUUACUUAAAUAUUA
This is a messenger RNA of Eurytemora carolleeae, 6284 nucleotides long. RefSeq names its product copper-transporting ATPase 1. The coding region runs from base 18 to 4136 and encodes 1372 amino acids. Gene Ontology annotation, cellular component: membrane. The transcript is spliced from 41 exons. Gene Ontology annotation, biological process: monoatomic cation transport; copper ion homeostasis. Lineage: Eukaryota; Metazoa; Arthropoda; Copepoda; Calanoida; Temoridae. The record is from RefSeq and is a predicted model, not a curated record. Gene Ontology annotation, molecular function: ATP hydrolysis activity; copper ion binding; ATP binding.